This is a messenger RNA of Erythranthe guttata (spotted monkey flower), 2994 nucleotides long. Its product is annotated as homeobox-leucine zipper protein MERISTEM L1. Lineage: Eukaryota; Viridiplantae; Streptophyta; Magnoliopsida; Lamiales; Phrymaceae. Gene Ontology annotation, molecular function: DNA binding; lipid binding. The record is from RefSeq and is a predicted model, not a curated record.
UUCUCUCUCAUAUAUCACCUCUCUCUCUCUCAUCCCCUCACAUCCCAGCAUUCCUUCAUAAAUUCUAUUCACAAGAAAGGCACCAUCUGCAAUUAACCUGAGAACCACCUCCUUUAUUUUACUCUCUAUUCAAAUCUAUCUCCUCCUCUUUAUAAACCAGAUCUGCUCUCUCUCUCUCUCUCUUCCUUCGCUGUAAUAACAACCAAAAAGUAGGGUUUUCUUCCUGUCCGAGAUUUUUCAAGAACAUACAGUUACCUAAAAUUCCAGCUUUUUUCACCGUGUCGGAGAUAUAUAUAUAUAUAUACACACACAAACAGAGAAGCAAGAAGAGAUGUUUCAGCCGAACAUGUUCGAAAGCCACCACCACCUGCUGGAAAUGGCCGGCCACAAACCGCCGGAAAAUAAUGAGAUGGACCACCUGAUCCGGGACGAAGAGUACGAGAGCAAAUCCGGCACCGACAUAAUGGAGCCCACCUCCGGCGACGACCAGGACCCCAAUCAACGCCCUAAGAAGAAGCGCUACCACCGCCACACCCAGCACCAAAUCCAAGAAAUGGAAUCGUUUUUCAAAGAGUGCCCACACCCUGAUGAUAAACAGAGGAAGGAGCUUGGCCGCCGGUUAGGGUUAGAGCCUCUGCAGAUUAAGUUCUGGUUCCAGAACAAACGCACCCAGAUGAAGUCUCAACACGAGCGCCAUGAAAACACAAACCUUCGCAACGAGAACGAGAAGCUACGGGCGGAGAAUGUACGGUACAAAGAAGCUCUGACUAAUGCCACCUGUCCAAACUGUGGUGGUCCUGCUGCCAUUGGAGAGAUGUCUUUCGACGAACAGCAUCUCAGGAUCGAAAACGUUCGCUUGAGAGAAGAGAUUGAUAGGAUAUCGGGAAUAGCUGCAAAGUACGUCGGAAAACCAAUGCUGUCAUACCCACACCUUUCAUCCGCUUCAUCUCGUUCGCUCGAUCUUGGAGUGGGGAGUUACGGCACACAGACAGGUGGGAAUAUUCCGGGAGAAAAUAUUUACGGAGCUGCGGAUCUUCUUAGGUCAGUAUCGGGCCCCACCGAUGCGGACAAGCCAAUGAUCAUCGAGCUAGCUGUCGCAGCCAUGGAGGAGUUGAUAAGAAUGGCUCAAAGUGGGGAGCCUUUGUGGAUUUCAAGCAGUGAUAGCUCCGUCGAGAUAUUGAGUGAAGAAGAGUACGUUCGGACAUUCCCACGUGGCAUUGGUCCGAAGCCGCUAGGGUUUAAGUCGGAAGCUUCUAGAGAGUCGGCUGUUGUGAUUAUGAAUCAUGUCAACCUUGUCGAAAUCCUCAUGGAUGUGGAUCAAUGGUCGAAUGUGUUUGCUAGUAUUGUGUCUAGGGCAAUGACUUUGGAAGUGUUGUCGACCGGGGUGGCGGGCAAUUACAAUGGAGCUUUACAAGUGAUGACCGCGGAGUUUCAGGUGCCUUCGCCAUUGGUUCCGACUCGAGAGAACUAUUUUGUAAGAUACUGCAAACAACACGGCGAAGGAAUUUGGGCAGUUGUCGAUGUUUCGUUGGACAACCUAAGACCUACUUCUGUAUCUAGAUGCAGAAGAAGGCCUUCUGGUUGUCUCAUUCAAGAAUUGCCCAAUGGCUACUCUAAGGUUACAUGGGUUGAGCAUGUGGAAGUGGACGAUAGAUCGGUUCAUAAUAUCUACAAACCGCUCGUAAAUUCAGGUCUUGCUUUCGGUGCUAAACGUUGGGUGGCAACGCUCGAUCGGCAGUGCGAACGUCUUGCGAGCGUUAUGGCUAACAGCAUUGCAGCUGGUGAUGUUGGAGUAAUAUCUUCACCGAAAGGAAGAAAGAGUAUGCUGAAGCUGGCGGAGAGAAUGCUGAUGAGCUUCUGCUCCGGUGUGGGUGCGUCCACCGCGCACACGUGGACAACGUUGUCUGGAAGUGGGGCCGAUGAUGUUAGGGUUAUGACAAGAAAGAGCAUGGAUGAUCCAGGCAGGCCACCGGGCAUUGUGCUUAGCGCUGCCACCUCGUUUUGGCUCCCGGUCCCACCUAAAACCGUUUUCGAUUUUCUUCGCGACGAGAACUCGCGAAGCGAGUGGGAUAUUCUCUCGAAUGGUGGAUUAGUUCAAGAAAUGGCGCACAUUGCGAAUGGACGCGAUCCCGGGAACUCCGUCUCUUUGCUUCGUGUUAACAGUGCAAAUUCAAGCCAGAGCAAUAUGCUGAUACUGCAAGAGAGUUGCUCCGAUUCGACCGGCUCGUUCGUGGUGUACGCUCCGGUGGAUAUCAUAGCCAUGAACGUGGUUUUGAGCGGCGGAGAUCCCGAUUACGUGGCGCUUUUGCCGUCUGGUUUUGCUAUACUACCUGAUGGACCUGAAAACAACAAUAAUAUUAUUAAAAACAAUAACAAUAACGAUGAAGGUGGUAGUGGUGGGCCCGAUGUUGGAAACGGUGGGUCCCUAUUGACGGUUGCGUUUCAGAUACUAGUUGAUUCCGUGCCAACGGCUAAGCUUUCUCUUGGCUCGGUGGCGACUGUUAAUAGCCUUAUUAAGUGCACCGUGGAGAGGAUCAAAGGUGCCGUUUCGUGUGAUGGUGCUUAAUGCAUGUGAGGAUCGGAGGAAGAAGUAACGAAGAAGUCAAGAACGCACCUUGAAUUAAUCCUUGCCGGGUGGUGUUUAUUAUGAAUUAUUACGACUAAAGCGACGAUUUUCACCAGACUGCAAGGGUAAUUGGUUCGGGUAUUGACUCUGCCUACUAAAUAUCUCUUUAUUAAGUAAACAGAUACCUUUUUUGUUUUUAACAACAUCGUAAGAGAUUCUCUCGUAUUUAUGUUUUUUAUUUUAUUUUUAAUUUUAUGUCGAAGUUUUUCGGAGAUUUGAAUGAGGUUUUAAGUAGUUACCAGACAAUGCAUGGAUGUUGAUCAAAUCUUUCGUUUGUUCGUUCUAACGAAACAGUAGUGAUUCCCCUUGUUUAAUUUACUGCUGUAUUUUGUUAAUUUAAUUCAGUGUUUUUACUUUUAACUUUGCUA